Messenger RNA from Menidia menidia (Atlantic silverside), 3282 nucleotides. The record is from the annotation of a GenBank genome assembly. Lineage: Eukaryota; Metazoa; Chordata; Actinopteri; Atheriniformes; Atherinopsidae.
UCUGUGCCUGCCGACGCGCCUCUCCUGUGCAGCCCCCCCUCAAGAAGAGCCUUUUUUCUUUAAAAAAAAAAAAAGAAACCUUGGAAUUUUUUUUAAAGGGAGAAGGAUCUGCAUAAUACCAGUGAAGUGGAUAAAAGCGCACGGUUGGGUUCUUUUUGCGUUCUCUCUUGCGUUUUCUCCCCUGGUGUCUGAAUGAAACAGGGAGCAAAUACAUGGGGGGACGGGUCGGCGCAGGUUCUGCUCUGGGAGUCGAUCUGUCAGCGUGAUUUUUGAGUAAACAUGUUUUGCCUUAACUUUUAUUUCUUCACAAACUGAGGAACUCCACUCUUCUUGCAUCGCCGAGUUCGUUUUUUUCUUUUUCUUUUUUCUUUCUCGGAACGAGGAGGUCUAGGGUGUUUUUCCCCCUUCAGAGACACUGACUAAACUUUCUACGUUUAAAAAAAUAAAUAAAAAGAUCGGAUUGCAUUUUUCCCCCUUCAAGCAUUUCGGAGGUGAUGUCAUCGUGCAGUGUUUUGGCAGGUAUUGUGUCGGGAGGGCGCAGAAAGGACUGCUGCAGCCAGGCAGCGACCAGCGGCUGAGGAACGCGGGGAAGUCCGGAAAAAUCAGUCUCCACAUAGUCCUUUGAGCUGGACCGCUCCGGGACCUUAUCACCUUAUCCACCUUCACACACUGCCGGGCCGGUGUCACCUGAGCCGCGGAGCCGUUGAGCAAGCCUGGGGGCGCAGACAUGACUGAGGUGGUCCUGCACUACCCUGCGCCCGCAGAGCCCCCUUCUCCAGGUCGCUGUUUGCUCCAUCAGCCAACCCAGGUAGCCCACAUCCAUCAGCUUUUGACCACGCGCCGCUCGGACUAGACCCUGCCUCCGGUUCCAGCCCGUGUCAGGAUAAAACACUCUUUGCUUUGGCCAACCUCGCAUCGUUCAUUUUUUGGGUCAAAUAAAAGCCCGCCGCUGGGGCUGAAACGUUACGCGUUGGAUUACACACACGCCACAUCUGCCGGCAGGGGCCAAGCAUCACUUUGGGGUUCAGCGAGGUCGACUGAUAUUGGCCGUCGGCGACGCGUGAGCGCGCUUUCACCUGUUUCUUUCGCGGGUACGCGCAAGCGUGAGCCUUCUCAAGUCCGCACCGUUGGCUCCCCCGCCCACCCGUCCCACCACCGGUCUGGACAGCUGAUAAAGGUUGCCCGGCGGUCACGGCGAUACAGUUACCCCGGCGUCACACACACACCUCCAUAGCCCUCACCGGGGAAACCGGGGCCCAUCGCCGCCGAUGCCAACAGGAGUGGCCGCUAACCCAUUGACUGUGCACAACAUCCACCGGAUUCAAAACACAGAGGGGAACUCUCCGGACUUUUGGACUGAGUCCGGCCAAGCGACGAGACUGUCUCUGGGACAAGUUUCAUAGUGGAGGGGGGAAGCAAUGUGGCCCCUUCUUUCCACGCUGACCGUCUUAUGUAUCCAGAUGUUGCUGGUGAUGUGCAAUCCAUUGCAGCAGGUACUCGGCGUGGAUGGAGUCAACUUCAGCGUGCACGUGGAGAACCAGACGCAGGUGCGAGACACCAUGAGUCGCAGACAUCACAGAGUCUACCAGCUCUACAGCCGCACCAGCGGCAAACACGUUCAGGUGCUGGGCCGGCGGAUCAGCGCUAGAGGAGAAGACGGAGACAAAUAUGCCCAGCUCGUAGUGGAGGCAGAUACCUUUGGUAGCCAGGUGAGAAUUCGGGGCAAAGAAACCAAUUUCUACCUGUGCAUGAACCGACGUGGGAAGCUGGUAGGAAAGAAGGCCAGUAACCGAAGUGCCGACUGUGUCUUUGUGGAAAAGGUUUUGGAAAACCACUACACGGCUCUGAUGUCAGCACGCUAUGCAGGCUGGUAUGUUGGCUUCACUAAAAGAGGGCGUCCUCGCCGUGGGCCCCACACACUCCCUAACCAGCAGGAUGUACACUUCAUGAAACGCUUCCCACCCGGGGAGCAGCCUGACCUCACCACCCCCUUCCGCUUCACCACCAUAAGCAAGCGUGGAAAGAGGGUGCGUGCUACUGGACCCCGCUAGUGUUUAUUGCUAGCACCCGCUAACUUGUCAUCCUCCAGCCUGCCAAUGGCUCACCCAGUCAUCUUUCAUGUCACACACGACUGAUCAUCUCCUGCUUGUUUGGAGAAAUAUUGACCAGAAAGUUGAUGAAUCAUUCAUGGGGUUUAGCUUUACGCAUCCUAAUGUGCCACUACAAGCCCAGAGUUAGUGAUAAUUUCUCCUAGUUUCUCUUUUGUUCCCUUACUGCACCAACUGGACUAUAAUUCAAUCAGUGCUGGAAGAUCCUUGGACCUGGUCUGCUUUCCUUUAGAGGCCAGAAGUAGAUACAGAGAAGCUGAACGCCAGUCAGAGUCACAGGCUCUACAGAGGCUUUGAUUCUACAGCCACAGGGACCACCAGACCUUUAUGUCUCCCAUUCUUGAUCAGCUGGACAUUGCCAAGCAUGGAAUUACAACUGGACCAUACCGAGUUCAGAUGUGUGGGAGAAACUGAGGAACGGAGUGGGUGCUUAGCCUAUGAACUAUGGGAAAGCCGGGAGAUGAAUAAAGGGAAACAAUAAAGUGGACAGAAAGUUAGCGUGAAUUACACUGUGGCAACGGACAUAUACUGGACUGUUGACACGUGACGCACUUAUCUGUCUCACUGCUACAUUGGUGGUAACUUUUGAAGACUGUUGAAUGGAUGGCAGGACGGAUGGAUAAAAGGACGAAUGAGGACAAAUUAGAAUGAAUGACGCUGAAUAAAUGCACAUUUGUAAGCAGAGGACAACAAAUGCGAUACGUGUGUGUGUGUGUGUGUGUGUGUGUGUGCUUGUGGAGAUAGAUCACAAGGGACUCUGGAAAGGGACCAUAUAGUACCCACAUGAACCCGUGACAACUCACCGCAGGGACUGAAGCUUUAGGAACUGGAAUGUAUAAAAAAAAAAAAAAAAAGCCGCACCAAAAACACCCAACAAAACCACAAAAACCAAACCAGUGGCAACCAAAGAAAACUGGAAACCUACUUCAUGAUUCCUCCUCAUGCCCUGCCUCCCUGGAGGAUGCUACACCCCAAGCUUUUAGGUGUAGAGUGUGAUGAGUGCAGGGGGAGAGCCCGGUGGGAAGGGUGCCUUCUCUAAUAGCAUCGCUAUAGAAACGACCCAGGAGAUGAUGCUCCUGUGUGAUACCGUGGAUACAGAGUGCUGCUACCAGGACACUGUGGAACAAACCAAAGUCUCAUGCAUACACACAGGAGUAAAAUAUUAAAGGGAACA